Morus notabilis is the source of this 1628-nucleotide messenger RNA. RefSeq names its product protein Brevis radix-like 2. Bases 250 to 1356 code for a protein of 368 amino acids. NCBI's taxonomy places the organism in Eukaryota, Viridiplantae, Streptophyta, Magnoliopsida, Rosales, Moraceae. The transcript is spliced from 6 exons. The record is from RefSeq and is a predicted model, not a curated record.
UUGCCCAAAUCUCUAUGUCCCAAUUUCCUCUAACUAGUAACUAGUACCCCUCUUUUAUUUUAUUAUUAUUAUUAUUAUUAUUUUUAUUUUUCAGUUUCUUAUAGAGCGAGUUUUUAGUUUUUAAGGUUCUUAGCUGGAUCCGAAGACCCUUAAAAAAACCAUGCCUUGCUUCCGACAUUAACGGUCACUUUCUUCUCACUGAGGAGCUCUGAUCCGUACUCUGGUGGGAUUUUCGGUGAAGAAUCGCAGAUGUUGACGUGCAUAGCGUGCUCGAAGCAGCUCAACAAUGGAUCUAUGCACCGCCAAGACGAAGAAGAUCCGGUGUCCGCCGCCGCCACUCCCAGAACAAAGCAAGCCAUCAAGACUCUCACUUCUCAGAUUAAAGACAUAGCAUUGAAGGCUUCAGGAGCGUAUAAGAAUUGCAAGCCUUGUUCGGGAUCCUCGCAUGGAAACAGGAAGCAAAACUGCGCCGACUCCGAUGCCGCAUCGGAGUCGGCCAGGUUUCAAUGCGGGUACCGGAGAGCGGGAAGCUCGAAUUCGACGCCGAGGUUGUGGGGGAAAGAGAUGGAGUCGAGAUUGAAAGGGCUUUCGAGCGGGGAAGGGACGCCGGCGUCGGUGAGCGGCCGAACCGAAUCGAUUGUCUUUAUGGAGGAAGAUGAGCCCAAGGAAUGGGUUGCUCAGGUGGAGCCUGGUGUGCUCAUAACUUUUGUUUCAUUGCCUCAGGGAGGGAAUGAUCUCAAGCGGAUUCGAUUCAGCCGCGAAUUGUUUAAUAAAUGGCAAGCACAAAGAUGGUGGGCAGAAAACUAUGACAAGGUCAUGGAAUUGUACAACGUUCAGAUGUUCAAUCACCAAGCAGUCCCACUUCCAACCCCACCUAGAUCUGAAGAAGAGAGCCCCAAGAUUGAAUCCGCUAGGGACAGCCCUGCAACUCCCCCUCUGGGCAAAGAGCGCCUACCCCGCAACUGCCGUCCAAUGGGAAUGAACUACUCUUCAUCAGAUUCACUUGACCCAACGCAAUCACGUCUUUACAACGAGUCAGCAGCACUGGCUUCUACACCUAAACUUUCCAGCAUUAGUGGGACAAAGACUGAGACAUCUUCAGUUGAUGGCUCCGCGAGGACAAGUUCAUCUAGAGAGGCAGAUCGCUCAGGAGAGCUUUCGGUCAGCAAUGCCAGUGACAUGGAAACUGAGUGGGCUGAACAGGACGAACCAGGGGUCUACAUCACUAUUAGAGCAUUGCCGGGUGGAACUCGGGAACUUAGACGCGUGAGGUUCAGCCGAGAAAAGUUUAGCGAAAUGCACGCAAGGUUGUGGUGGGAAGAGAAUAAAGCAAGGAUACAAGAGCAGUACUUGUGACUUAUGGCAUAUCUUUGGGAUGGAUGUGCAUGAAAAACUUUUAGGAGUACAUGUGCCGUACCGUUGUACAACCUCAUGAAGAAAGCAUCAUAUGUCAACUGGGAUCCUGUUACUUACAUUGGUUGGAUACAUCAUAUAUCAUUGUGAAUUGUGGAUUUUUUUUUACUUUUUUUUUUUUUUCUUUCCUGGGUUGAUUAGCUGCUCAAGUCUUAGUGGGAUUGGGAAAAUGAAAGAUGGUGGGAAAUAUCAACUUUGUGACAGAAAUUUAUUCC